This is a messenger RNA of Myzus persicae (green peach aphid), 945 nucleotides long. RefSeq lists its product as uncharacterized. NCBI's taxonomy places the organism in Eukaryota, Metazoa, Arthropoda, Insecta, Hemiptera, Aphididae. The transcript is spliced from 7 exons. The record is from RefSeq and is a predicted model, not a curated record. Gene Ontology annotation, cellular component: nucleus. The coding region runs from base 1 to 945 and encodes 314 amino acids.
AUGUCAAAAAAAUGUAAAGGGAAGUCGGUUUCAUUUGCUCAAAAGGAAGCAUUAAUUUCGUACAUGCAGUCCCAUCCGGAACUUCAUAAGGGAAAAUUUAGUUCUACAUUCACCAGCAAAAAAUCUAAAGUACUUUGGCAGCAAAUAGCUAAUGAACUUAAUUCUAUUGUUGGAGCCACUAAGGAACCAUUAAAAUGGAAAAAAUGUUGGAUAGACUUAAAGAGUAAUGUAAAGACAAAAAGUGUCGAGUACAAAAAAAGUUGUAGAAAGACUGGUGGAGGGGACAAUGAAAAUGAAAAGACUGAUGAAUGGGAAGACAAAAUUUUAAAUCUUAUUGGAGAGGUCCCUGUUAAUGGUCAUCCAAAUACUGCUGAACCGUUUGUGAACUUUGAAGGUUUCCAAAUGGUUGUAGACACUGAAAGACUUGAUGAGUCUAAUGAUGUUUUGUUACCUGCGGCUAGUUAUAGUUUAACUGAAAUUGAAGAAUUAGAUGAACAUAUAAACAGGGAAGAUAUUAGUGAUAUUAACUUACUUGAUCAAGAAAAUAGAAGCCACUUUAAUUCUAAUGACCCUAUCACAGAAGCUAUUAAUGAUACAAAUCUUGCUGGUAAGGUUAUUGAUCAACCAAAUGCUGAUGACCCUAUCACAGAAGCUAUUAAUGAUACAAAUCUUGCUGGUAAGGUUAUUGAUCAACCAAAUGCUGAUGACCCUAUCACAGAAGCUAUUAAUGAUACAAAUCUUGCUGGUAAGGUUAUUGAUCAACCAAAUGCUGAUGACCCUUUCAUAAAUGCUAUAAAUGAUAUAAGACUUGCUGGUAAGAUCAUUGAUCAACCAAAUUUGACAACAGAUAACUCAAAAAGUAAACUUGGUGUCUUGAAACAAUCAAGGAGAACAGAAGCAAAAGAAAAAAUUGCAGCUGCAUUAGAAAAAAAGUACCUAAUGUAA